AUGUUUAAGCCGCCGAGAGCCGAGUUCAGAGCACGCUCUGCACUCUUGAGGCUAAAGCAAGAUAAGCGUGACGUGCACGCUUACGCACAGCACCUGCGCUACCUUGCAAGUAGCGUUACGGAGAACCCUGUUGGUGAGCAUAAGCUCAUCAACGUGCUCAUCUACGGCCUUGUUGAUGGGCCGGUGAAGACCUACAUGUUCCAAGAGGACUUACAUACGCUGGAAAGGGCGAUAGCUUAUGCGGAACAAGAAGACUUCAGCCUGAUACAGUCUCAGGCUAGCUCGUCCAACUAUGGUCCGACGAGGUGA
Molecule: messenger RNA, 309 nt
Organism: Peronospora matthiolae
Lineage: Eukaryota; Oomycota; Peronosporomycetes; Peronosporales; Peronosporaceae
Source: the annotation of a GenBank genome assembly